CGUCCCUCUGCCAGCUACCAGCCCAUUACCCAGCUCACCCCUUUGUGCAUGAAGACUCGGUUGACAUCCUCCGGCCAUCGCUCGGUCAUUCAUGAUCAUCGCCCCCGAUUCUCGACUGCAACGGCGGGGCGGCCCUCGUGCGUCUUCGGAAUGAGCUCCGCUCCUGAUUUGCGGGGUUUCCGCGCUUGUCUCAUAAAGAGCUCGGAAAAGGUCAGCUGGAGCACAAAGGAUUCCAGCAAUUUGAUAUUGGCAUUGUCUCGGGCCUCCUGAAAAGGGGCAACAGUUCUCGUCGACCACGUUAGCCACCUGCUUGGUGGUGGUCCUCUACACCUUCACUGGUCGGCAAAACGUUUAGCAGUGCGGACGAGGCUUGGGCUUGCGGUGGCCGAACUACCACCGCUGCAACAAGCAGAAACAGGGUCCAGAGCAGACGGCCCAUUUCAUCCUUGCAUCUAACAGCCUCCAUCUUGCGCGUCCCGGGUGACCAAACUCCACCCCCAGAUUCCACUAGUCGCCGGGUAGUCUGAUCAGCUUGCUCUCGACUAGGACCAGGGGAAGCGUCAAGGAAGAAAACGGAGCAGCAGUAUCCAGCCCGAACUUAUCGUACGACCCAUUCAAUACGAAAGCAAAACCAAUCUAGUCAAGAUGUCUGAGAAACCCAAGUACAAGUACACCUUGUACAGCUACUUCCGCAGCUCCUGCUCCGCUCGGAUUCGCAUUGCAGCCAAUCUAAAGAACAUCCCGCUCGAGUACAAAUAUAUCCACUUGGUCAAGGGCGAACAGCAUGGUAAGGACUAUGUUGCGUUGAAUCCAAGUGAGUCUGUGCCUACCUUGAUUGUGAAUGAUCUGGAAACGGGCGACGAAGUUACCAGAAUCAGACAGUCGGUGGCCAUCCUGGAAUUCUUCGAGGAGGUGGAACAACGAAAUGGGGUGAAGCUCUUACCUGGCCCAGAUGAUCAAGUGGGAAGAGCCAGAGUCAGAGAGCUGGUGAACAUUGUGGCUUGUGAUGUUCAGCCUGUCACGAAUUUGCGAGUGUUGAAUUUCAUCAAACCUCUCAACAUCGAGGCCAAGCAGUGGCAGCAGCAUUUCAUGACGCUGGGGUUCCGGGCAUAUGAGGGAUUGGUCAAGGUCUAUGGUGGCAAGUAUAGUGUUGGUGAUACGGUGACCAUGGCAGACUGCUCCCUUGCUCCGGCCAUAGAUGGAGCUCUCAGGUUUGGCGUGGAUGUCCAAGGCCAAUUUCCACACAUUUGGGGAGUCUGGGAGGAGAUUAAGCAGCUGGAUGCGUUCAAAAAUGGGAGGUGGGAUAACCAAGAAGACACCCCGGAGGAGUUGAGGUCCAACGUGUAGCCAGAGAUAUAUGCCAUGCACCGAGUCGGAGGGAGAUUGCUGUUGUUGUCCCUUUGGAUACACUUCGAAGUCAAUCUGCGACAGUGUAGGAACUACACCAAACAUAUCUAAAUCACCAGUCAUGCUAUUGGAGGCUGAUCU
Cladophialophora immunda is the source of this 1488-nucleotide messenger RNA. Its product is annotated as maleylacetoacetate isomerase. NCBI's taxonomy places the organism in Eukaryota, Fungi, Ascomycota, Eurotiomycetes, Chaetothyriales, Herpotrichiellaceae. Gene Ontology annotation, biological process: L-phenylalanine catabolic process; glutathione metabolic process. Gene Ontology annotation, cellular component: cytoplasm; mitochondrion. The record is from RefSeq and is a predicted model, not a curated record. The transcript has a single exon. Gene Ontology annotation, molecular function: maleylacetoacetate isomerase activity; glutathione transferase activity. The coding region runs from base 646 to 1347 and encodes 233 amino acids.